Molecule: messenger RNA, 1488 nt
Organism: Lottia gigantea (owl limpet)
Lineage: Eukaryota; Metazoa; Mollusca; Gastropoda; Lottiidae
Exons: 7
Coding region: 1-1488 (495 amino acids)
Biological process (GO): protein modification process
Cellular component (GO): cytoplasm
Molecular function (GO): biotin--[biotin carboxyl-carrier protein] ligase activity
Source: RefSeq, a predicted model, not a curated record
AUGGCCGACAUGUCGUUUGGUGUAGACAAUUUUCAACAACUGAAUAAAGCUUGUGAAAUUGGCAAGAAAUUAUUUUAUAAAGAAUGCACAACUACAACAAUGGAUGAUGCUAAAGAACUGGGCUUGAAUGGUUCUGACCAUGGGACUGCCAUAAUGGCUGAGGUUCAAACCAAUGCUAGAGGAGCUAAAAAUAAUAAAUGGAGUGCCCUUCAUACUGGAAAUAUAUUUGUCUCUAUUAUUUUACACAAGACAAAGUUAGAACAGGGCUAUAUCUCAAGAUUUACAACAGAAGUAGCAGCCUCGUUAGCUGUUCUCAAGGCUGUUAAAGAUCUUGGUAUUGAUAAUGUUAAAACUAAAUACCCGAAUGAUUUGUGGAUACGAGGACACAAACUGGCUGGCUUUUUAUUAGAAGAGGUUAUGUUUGAUAUUGAUGGAUCUAUUCCCUUAAAACACCUGGCCAUUCUAGGAAUUGGUUUAAAUGUGAAUUCUGAUAUUUGGGGAGAACCAGGACUCAGUCGCUUAGCAACCAGCAUCAGAUGUGAACUGCAUGGGAAAUAUGUCAGCAGAGAGAAACUUUUCGCUCAGAUCUGUUUCAAUUUAGAAGAGAAUUUGAAGAAGAGACAAUCUGAAUUGUUUUCUGAGUUUUGUGAACAUCAUCUAUUUCAACCUGGACAACAAAUUAUGGUGAAUUCUCUCAGAGAUAAAAAACAUUUUAAGGCUGAAAUUUUAGAAUUCAAAGAUAACUGGAACUUCAGAUUAAAAUGUGAAGGUAGUGAAGAAAUAAUAGAAAAUAACAGUACCUAUUAUAGUUUACGACCAAUACCAAGUCAUGUGAUCUACAUAAUAAGAAAUGGUGGACAUGAUAAAACCUCGAGUAGUUUGUUAUUGAUGGAAAUAUUUUUAUCUUUAAUAGAUACGACUCAAUAUACCGUUAAAUAUCUUAAUUUACACGAUAUACAAAAUGAUGAUUGGCAGACUUAUUGUAAACUGGUUGUUAUUAGUGAUAAUUCUGAAGAAUCUGAUUGGUUGAAAUCAAGCGAUAGUUUAAAAUCAUUUGUUAAUAAUGGUGGAAGGUUAUUGACUAUGGGUCAAAGUUCAUCAGUAUUUCCCAUCACACAACAGUUUGUUGCUAAAACCAACAACAACUUAGACGAUGGUGGUGGACUGAAGUUGAUAGAAGUUGAACUCGGUGGUAAAAAUUUUGCUCAAAAAAUUCCCCUGUGUUAUCGUGAUACUUAUUACUCAUUUAAUACUGAAACUUCAGAUCAAAUACUGGCCAAGUAUAAUGAUGCUCAAAAUCAUGUUGCCAUGGUUACCAAACAAUAUGGACAGGGGAGAAUUUGUAUGUGUGGUUUCAACCCAGAAAUUAAUUAUAUCAAUGUGGACAAUUUUUCUGGGACAAUACCGUUUCACAAAGAACUAGAGGAGAAUGUAUUUUUACAAGAUUUGUUGUUUUUCAAUAUAUUCAAAUCUUUAGAUUGUUAUUAA